UAUGCUUGCUAGAGCAAGGCUUUAACAAAGCAAUGGGGACUCCACCAAACGUGCUGCUAAGAGUCUAAAAAACACCAGCAACUAAACGCGUUUUAACGGAACGGAAGAAAUCAUCCGCCUUUCUCGGCAGUGGAAAGCUUGUCAACUCAGGAGAAAGGAGCGAUGGACCCGAGAGAUACAGCCCCGGAUUCGUGGGAGCUGGAGGAGGAUGCCGAGGCCCCGGCUGCCGCGGCGGGGCUCCCUACCGCCUUCGCCGCCCUCAACGUCAACGCCAAGCCGUUUGUCCCCAACGUCAACGCCCCGGUGUUUGUACCGAGCUUCCUUCAAACCAGCGCUGCGGAAAUGCCGGCUUCAGACGGUGCCCCUGAUCCAGUUGCCAGCAUGGAGGUAGCAGAAACAGCCGCUCCGGUGGAGAACGGAGGCACGGAGGCAGACAUGACCACAGAGGAAGAGACGUGGGAGCAGAAGGAGGAGCCCGGAGGAGGCGGAGGAGGUGGAGGACAGGAGGAACUCGGGGAAGGAGGAGCAUGUGAGGAAGGAGCCGCGAGGAAGGAGGAUGAGGAGAUGAUGGAGGAGGAAGAGGAGGAGAUGCCUGUACCCAAAGUGGCUCCGGCACCGCCAGACGCCCCCAAGAAAGAACACGUGAACGUGGUCUUCAUCGGUCACGUGGAUGCCGGAAAAUCAACUAUCGGAGGACAGAUCAUGUACUUAACUGGAAUGGUGGACAAGCGAACCCUGGAAAAAUAUGAAAGAGAAGCGAAAGAAAAGAACAGGGAGACAUGGUACCUGUCGUGGGCUCUGGACACGAACCAGGAGGAGAGAGACAAGGGGAAGACAGUUGAGGUUGGCAGAGCUUACUUUGAGACUGAGAAGAAACAUUUCACCAUCCUUGAUGCCCCCGGACACAAGAGCUUUGUCCCCAACAUGAUUGGUGGAGCGUCACAAGCUGACCUGGCAGUCCUGGUGAUUUCUGCCAGAAAGGGGGAGUUUGAGACCGGUUUUGAGAAGGGUGGACAGACACGGGAACACGCCAUGCUGGCUAAAACAGCAGGAGUUAAGCAUCUCAUUGUCCUGAUUAACAAGAUGGAUGACCCCACUGUCAACUGGAGCCUAGAAAGGUAUGAGGAGUGCAAGGAGAAGCUGGUGCCAUUUCUGAAGAAGGUGGGCUUCAACCCCAAGAAGGACAUCCACUUUAUGCCUUGCUCCGGACUCACAGGUGCCAACCUCAAGGACCCUGUACCUGAAUGCCCCUGGUACACGGGUUUGCCAUUUAUUUCCCACCUGGACAGUUUGCCAAACUUCACCAGAUCCAGCGACGGACCAGUCAGACUACCUAUCGUAGACAAGUACAAGGAUAUGGGCACGGUCAUUCUCGGGAAGCUGGAGUCUGGAUCCAUUAGUAAAGCCCAGCAGCUGGUCAUGAUGCCAAACAGGCACACAGUGGAGGUACUGAGCUUGCUGAGCGAUGAUGUGGAAACAGACGAUGCAAGUCCAGGGGAGAAUCUGAAGUUGAGGCUGAAGGGGAUCGAGGAGGAAGAAAUCCUGCCUGGUUUUAUCCUCUGUAGCCCUGACAACCUCUGCCACUCUGGUCGCACCUUUGACGCACAGAUCGUCAUCAUUGAGCACAAAUCAAUCAUUUGUCCCGGUUACAAUGCAGUCCUUCACAUCCACACCUGCAUUGAAGAGGUGCAAAUCACAGCCUUAAUCUGCCUGGUGGACAAGAAAACUGGGGAGAAAAGCAAAACACGACCACGCUUUGUUAAGCAGGACCAGGUGUGUAUCGCCAGGCUCCGGGCAGCAGGAGUCAUCUGCUUAGAGACCUUCAAAGACUUCCCUCAGAUGGGACGAUUCACGCUGCGAGACGAAGGCAAAACUAUCGCCAUUGGCAAAGUGCUGAAGCUGGUGCCAGAAAAGGACUAAAUGCAACAGUGGCAGCUUGCAUGGAGUUCUUCCACUCGUUACCAGAGGAGAAACGCUGCUAGAGCCGACCCAAACAGCUACUCUCUUUACACACAACUAUGCUAAAGAGAAGAACAACGACAACAAGGAGUGAAGAAGGAGAAUAAAAUUUUGUCCAAUGAAGAAAACAAGACUGAAUCAGUUUUUAUGAUGAACAAUAUGAAACGAGAGACCAAGUCCAGUGUGUCAGCUUUCUCAUAUUGAGAGCUCAGCUAUGCCACUAAUGUAGCUACAUGCCCCCCCUUCUGUACUCCCACAGCUGACCACACGGUCGGCUGGCCACGCCAUUUGUUUUUAGAAUGGAGAUGGAUGCAGUGUUACUGAGUUUGGGGAAGAAAAACAAAAACUACAGAAUGAUUUCAUAUCCUGGAAAAGAGCAGAGUUAGCCCGUAAUUAUAAUUUGCAAAGUACAUCUCCUUUUUGUUUUGUUUUUUAAGAGUGGGAUUAAGAAUCCAAUGGACAUUUUAUUUGGUUUUAAGGAUUGCUGUACCAAAAUUUUUAGUUUGGUCUCUCUCCACAUGAGAUGGUUUAAUUGGAUUGAGCUCACAUACUACUCUGAUGAACCAAGGAUAAACACACUCACACAGACAGACACACACAGCUGUUCCAUAAUCUAAACCUAAAAUAAAUGAUCAAGCUGCAACGGAAAA
Messenger RNA from Seriola aureovittata, 2609 nucleotides. RefSeq names its product G1 to S phase transition 1 (gene gspt1). NCBI's taxonomy places the organism in Eukaryota, Metazoa, Chordata, Actinopteri, Carangiformes, Carangidae. Gene Ontology annotation, molecular function: translation release factor activity; GTP binding; GTPase activity. Gene Ontology annotation, cellular component: translation release factor complex. Gene Ontology annotation, biological process: translation. Bases 163 to 1920 code for a protein of 585 amino acids. The record is from RefSeq and is a predicted model, not a curated record. The transcript is spliced from 14 exons.